AUGUCGCACACGACGAGCGCCAUUGACUACUACUGUGGGAAGAGAGCUGUGCUUCACACGUCAUGGACCGACGACAAUCCUGGACGAAGGUUCCAUUCCUGUCUUAAAUGGAAGAGAGGUGGUUGCAAAUUUUUCGAUUGGGAGGACCCUCCAAUGUGUCGUCGGGCAAUGGCUAUAAUUCCAGGAUUACUACGUAAGGUGAAUGCCAUGGAAGCUGAAAAUGAAAAACUGAAGAAGAGCCUUGAAAUGAUGAAGAGAACCUGCAUUUGUUUGGUUGUGGCUUUUGUUCUCUUUCAGCUCCUCUCAUGCCUCAUGAAAUGA
This is a messenger RNA of Striga hermonthica, 321 nucleotides long. The record is from the annotation of a GenBank genome assembly. Lineage: Eukaryota; Viridiplantae; Streptophyta; Magnoliopsida; Lamiales; Orobanchaceae.